Spodoptera exigua (beet armyworm) is the source of this 4464-nucleotide messenger RNA. The record is from the annotation of a GenBank genome assembly. Lineage: Eukaryota; Metazoa; Arthropoda; Insecta; Lepidoptera; Noctuidae.
AUGGCGCUGAAACUGAAAUACAAGGACGAACACGGCGUCGUUCAAAUCAACAUGUCGCCAACGUCCAGCCCGAAAGAGCCCGACAAAGACCUCACAGGACCGAAGUUCGAUACCAUCAACAACAGAUUCGCACAAUACGACCUCUUUGGAGGGAAGUAUGAUGUAGACUCGGGAGGGGAGACGCCGCGGUCGCUGUUCCGAAGCCGCUACAACUCGAUCGAGGAGGAACUCGCCAACACUCCGUACGCCUUCACGACCGAGCGCUCACUCAGACUCAACAGCGCAAACAAACUAGACAUUACGAUACAGACGCGCGACGAGACAUCACCUUCCAAAGACAUACAAGACGAUCGAUUCUUCAAUCGCCGAUUAAGUUUGGAAUACGAUGAAUCGUUAUUCGGACCGCAAAUCGAUUUUAAAGUGAACGAUUCUGGAACUCCUGCGUUUACGGUGACGCAGCUGAUCCACGCUCAGGAUCGAUAUUUCGAUUUGUCUGGGCGCCAGUCGGAGAGCCCUUGUGGUAAAGUGUUUUCGGAAGUGCAUGUGCCAAGUCCUAAGAGGAAUGGGGAGGCGUUCAGGGUGCUGUCUGCUGAUGUGAAGAGUGGGAGACAGGAACCGGUGCCAGUGGCGAAACCCGCGGUGCCAACCUCGAAGAGAAAGAAGGAGACUUCGUUCGCGAUCCUCGCGGAGACUCCAGUGUCGCGGCCCACCAGCCCGCGGUCCCUGCCCGUCGACAUCAGGACCCGAAGGGUCUCGCCCUUUAGAGGUCGUGGUUUCCGUGAAGAGACAUCACGGCACAACACUCCAAGGACUUCGGCUACGAACUCCAGAGCGAACUCACCUCCGAGAAGAAGAACGAACUCUUUAUCGAGGAUAGACAAUAUGGCACAAACUGCCACGUUACCCUUACCAAUACACAAUUUACCAAGACCACAUUCACCCAGAAACUUCUUAAAAGAAAACAUAGAAGAAGUAAGAGAGCUAAGUGAGCUUAACAGAGAAAAACAUGAAGCAGAAGCUGAAAGGAAAAGAAUAGAAGAAGAAGAAGCUAUCCUCAAAGAAAUGGGAGUUUUAGACAAGUCUAAAUCCGGUUCUAGAAGUGUUGUUGGAUCCAGGACAAAUUCUAGAAGCAACUCCCCAAGCAAAAUCAAUUUGAGAUCGAGAGAUAACUCUCCUUCAGCAAUACUUCAUUACGAGAAAAUUCCUGCUAACAGCAAAGAGUUUGUAAUCGCUGAUGAUGGAAUAAGACAACCUGUUACACAUAGGUCCCGAGUUCGAUCAGUCUCAAAAUCUCAACCUCAGUCCAACAAUGGAUCGCCAAAACAUUCCAAGAUCCCAAAACGACAGAGCUCUGUUUCUCCAACAAGAACAACAUCAAAACCGUCAGUGUACCGACGGCCAUUUGAAAAUAACUUGAACAAAAAUCAAAGGUUUAUUUCCAGCAGUACUAGCAGUAUUCAUGAGACCAUUAGAAUCGGGAGUCAGGUCCAUGACAAAAGAGGGAGUAAAAGUACUCAACAUUUAAGCAUAUCUCCCGCUCACAUCAAGGGUAAGCCUCCAAUUUCCCCAGGGAGAGGAGGUCCGCCGCCUUCAAACAGGGUAAUCAAUGCUAAAAGACUAUCUCCCAUAGUUGGAACUCCAAACAAAAGCCCUAUAGAUGAUUUAAAACCGAACUCGGCUAGGCCGAAUACAAAACCUACACCUGUGCCAAGAAAAUCAGUUAAGACAGCUGGUAACACGCCUGCUACAUCUAGAUUGAAUUCUAGACAGCCUAGCAGGACUGUUAGUAGAGAUCCAAGUCCAGAUAAGCGUAAAACCAAAACAGUUACAAAACCUGUAACUACCGCCACCUCAAAGCCGGUGAGUAGAGCAGCAAGUACAAGAACAACACAAAAACCUACGACUGUUACUAAACCAGAACCUAAAAAGCCUGUGAGCCGAACAAACAGUAUGAAAAGUCUAACAAGGACGCCCAGUACAAAGAACUUGGCGGAGAAGCCUCCACUGAAGAAGAACAACAGUAGAAAAGACCUAAGUGAAAAAGCACAAUCUACAAGCAAAAUAAACGAAGUUGGCACUAAGAAAGAUUCCAUCAAGAAGAAGGAUUCUGUUAAAGGAAAAGAUGAAACCGACAAAGGUAAAGUAAAAAGUACAAGAAGUACAGAUUCUAUGACAGAUUCGGAUAAUGUGUCAAAACAAGACAACGAAACGCAGUACGAUAAAAUUACGAACGAAAAAGGUGAACUCGUUAUAAUGACAAAGAAAAAUAUAAUCUCAAUGACAACUGCAGCAAUAACUUCUCAACCAUUAGAACUUGUAUCUACAGUCACUAAUCAGCUACCAGCAGCUUUUGAAAAAGCUAGGGAGAAGGGUAUUUUCGAAAGAUUAAGUUCUAAAGACUCUCUUGUAGGUAAAGAAGAUACUGCUAAUGAAAAACCAGCUUCUUCCGAAAAGGAUAAAGAAAAGCCACAAAAACAUAAAGAUACUUCCGAAGAAAAGGAAAAAGUCGAAGAAAAGAAACCUCCUCCAAGACAUAACAAACCUAACAACCAUGAUAAGCCGUUAUACAUCGAAGACCAGGUUAAACUAAAACCCCUACAGGGUCCGUUCAACAAUCCUCAAAUUGAACGAGCAAAACAAAAGAUUGAAGCCAUUUUGAAAGAGCCUGAAAUAUCAACAGAAAACAUACUCACCGCUUCAGCAAAAUCAAGAGAAGUCAAAAAUACUCUUAAAGAGGUAGCUGAUAACGCAAAAACUGAAAUCAAAGAAGCGAAAGACGACGCAGCAAAUAAACUCACAGAAAUCAAAGAUCAAGUUGUGAAACAAAACGAAAAAAUGACCGAAGAAAUACGUUCGGAAGUAACGAAAAUUGUCGACAGUAUAAUCACACCAGUCGAGGAGCCUAAAGACAUGCCAGAAAGGAAAGAAAAAGUUAAAGAUGUUCCUAAAAAGAUAGAAGAAGUAAAAAAAGAUAUCAUUGAACCAAUAGUGACGGUGGUUAAUGAGAAAAAGAAGAAUGGUGGUGCGGCUAUUGCUGAGAAAGUAAAUGAGACACUUGUAAAAGGAGAAGGAGAGGUUGAGGUUCUGAGUUCUAACGUGUCCACUCCAGGAGUCGAUAAGAUAAAAGUUCAGAAGAAGGAUGGCAACGGGUCUGACAAAUCUGCUCAAAGUAAUGGCGGGUUCCCACAAAGUACAAGCACAACCCCUAAGCCUCCAGCGAGGACCAAGAAAGAAGCCAAAGAGACUCCACCACCUGAACAAAGAGAGACCUCUGAACCAACGGACACAAGUGAAGACAAACAGAAAGAACCAAACUUCUGCCAAAGGCUCAUGAAGAAAUGCAAAACAAAAUGUUGCGCUUGCUGCACUAAAGCCGAAGAUUCUGAUGAAGAUGGAGAUAAAGAUAAAGAGAGACAGAAAGAUGAUAUGAAAGAAGAAAAGAGAGGCAUGAUGAGUAAGCUGAAUUGUUGUAAAAAGCAGGUAGAUGAAGAAAAGGCUGAGCAAGAAGUUAGGGAUAUGGAAAGGGCUGCUGGUAAAGCCUCGAUAGAAUACGAAAACGAAACGAAACCGAAGCGUACGCUACGUGAUGUGUUCUGCGGUUGUUGCGGGCGACGGCGUCGUGUCGCUGACACUGGAUCCAUGCCGCGCAACGUUGCCGAGUCCAUGUCGCCCGCGCCUGAGGAGACAGGCUGCUGCGGCAGGAAGAAGAGGCACAUCGAGAGGAGGGACAGCAUACUGAGUGAUAGACCUCCUACUAGUUGCUGCAACAACCGCUUGUGUACGUGGUUGCGGGGCAUGUGUCGGCGACACUCCGAGCAAUCCUCCAGCCGGCGCACGAGCAUGUUCUCGAAGAACAAGAGCAUGUCGCCUACUUUACCGCCCGAGGGUAAUAACAAGCUUAGAGUAACUCCUAUACCUUCCCCAAGGCCGUCGAUACAGAUUUCCCCUCGUGGAACCCCUAACCCGUCCCCCAUGCCUUCACGGAAAGCUUCCAGAAUCCUCAUCACUAAGGAUUUUAUGAAGAAAGAUGUGGAUAUUGAAGAAGAUAUUGAGGACACCCGGACGAAGUUGGACACAUCUCUGGUGGAGCACACAAGCGUGAUGCGUGGCGCUAUCCCCGUGCUGCCCAUAGUACUCGCCUACUUCUGUCUCUUCUGCAACAUCGUUGUACCUGGACUUGGUAGUAUAUUGAGCGGCCUAUUCUGCCUGUGCUUCGGUAUACCAAGGUUUGGAGUCCACGACGGAGCUAAACACAGGAUAGGGUCGUUCGUGAUCAACUUGCUAGUUGGUUGUGGUCAGCUGUUCACGGUGCUAUUCUGUCUCGUCGGCUGGGGCUGGUCCAUCUGGUGGGGCGUUAUCAUGGUCAAGACUUCACGUAAAUACCGCAAACUAAAAAGGGAAGCGGCAGCUGCAGAAGCAGAAGCAGCGCCUCCUGUGACAACUAACAAUCAUACAAGAGCGUAA